Symbiodinium pilosum is the source of this 432-nucleotide messenger RNA. The record is from the annotation of a GenBank genome assembly. NCBI's taxonomy places the organism in Eukaryota, Dinophyceae, Suessiales, Symbiodiniaceae.
AUGGGUUGCCAGACGAGCAAGGCCACUGCUCCAGCCGCCACGGAGAAGGCUCCCAUUGCCGUGACGGAGGUUGCCGCCGAGUCUAAGGCUUCGACCGAGGCGCCGACUGCCGAGCCAGCAGCCUCCCAGGAAGUCUCCCCAACAGCGCAGGACAAGACGGAAGAGCCCAAGGAGGUUCCCGCGCUUCCCGCCGAGGCCAAGGCGGUGGAGACCGUGCUGGAGGAGACCAAGGAGGAGGUGAAAGAGAAGAUCGCAGAGGCCCAGCAAGAGGUGCCCAGCAAGGAGGAGGUGAAGGACUUGACGGAGCAAGCGGCAGGGCAGCUGGAGGGAUUCAAGGCACAGGUUUCCGAUGUUCCUAAGGUGUUGGGUGCAGCCCAGACGGGCGAGGAAAGCAAGACACCGAUGUGCAAUCUCUUCAGCACUUGCGCGUAA